Messenger RNA from Pezoporus flaviventris, 4213 nucleotides. RefSeq names its product LY6/PLAUR domain containing 6B (gene LYPD6B). Bases 197 to 718 code for a protein of 173 amino acids. Gene Ontology annotation, molecular function: acetylcholine receptor regulator activity. The record is from RefSeq and is a predicted model, not a curated record. NCBI's taxonomy places the organism in Eukaryota, Metazoa, Chordata, Aves, Psittaciformes, Psittacidae. The transcript has 6 exons.
UGAACUCAGAGGAAAGGAAUGCUUCGGUUAUUGACGUGUGUGACUCAAAGGACUUCUGGAUGAGGUGCUUAUCUAACAGUUCAGAAGUGGUGGAAAGAUCCUGGGCUACAAUCAGAAGAAAUCUUAACCGUUCACAGAAAAUAGUCUUGGAGGUGCACUGAAACGAGAGGCCCAAGGGUUUUACUUUUCAUGUACAAUGGUACUCAGCAUGUUGUUAUUCUAUCCCAUGCUGGCCGGAGCCUUUCUUCCGUUCUUCAUCCUUUCAGGAAAUAGGGUUUCAGCUGAGAACAUCAACUUUUACAAUGUGAGACCUCCACUAGACCCCACUCCAUUUCCAAACAGUUUUAAGUGCUUUACUUGUGAUAAUGCAGUGGACAAUUACGACUGUAACAGAUGGGCUGAAGAUAGAUGGUGUCCUGAAAGUACUCAAUACUGUUUGACAGUUCAUCUCUUCACAGACCAUGGGAAGAGUACAUCAGUCACCAAAAAGUGUGCCACUGGAGAGGAAUGCCAUUUUGUAGGCUGCCACCGUCACAGGAAAAGUGGCCACACAGAAUGUAUUUCUUGCUGUGAAGGAAUGAUUUGCAAUGUAGAAAUACCAACAAACCACACAAAUGCAGUAUUUGCUGUAUUGCAUGCCCGAAGAACAUCAGAUGGCAACAAGUGGACAGUCAACAUUGCAGUACUUGUGUCAGUCAUGGUGGCCAUGCUGUUGUGAUGCAACACCCUCCUGUUAGAUCUGCUUGAGAGGGUCUGCCUGUCUGUGUGCUGUCAGAAACUGUAAGAAGAUUGGUUUAGUAUGUGCAAGGAGAAAUCACUGAUACUUCUUAAUUAUGGGGACAGUGGAAAGGAAAGGGUACAUGAUGAAGUCCUUGGAUAUUUUAGUGAAGAUACUUCAUAUAGCCUGCAGUAUUCCAAAAAAAGCUAAACACAGCCACCCACUGAUUGGGAUGAACUCACGUUAUUAUAAUUCACUAUUUUAUGAUAAAAAUGCACAUAUGCUUGGCAUGUUUUUUGAACAGAGAAAAGUAUCUGUAGACAAUCACAAGAUAAAAAAGAACUGUCAGUGGAUGAUGUACCAACAAGUAUCUCAAUGGCAACUCUUUUUAAACUGGUUUUCAUUGUGCAUAAAUAACAAGGAGUUUCUUGUCUUGAUCAACAGAUGUAUUUAAGCUUAUCUUCAGUUAUGGUUUUCAUAGAGAACAUGUAUGGUUUUCAUAGAGAACAUAUAUGAUAAAUUUAUUUUUCUGUUUUGACCAGAGCUGUUGUUUCUACUGGAAAUAAUACAAAAUAAUUCUUUUUAUCUUUCCUUCCUGUAAAAUGUCUCACACUCAGAUUUUAAACCAGUGUGAAAUUGUGUAGAAUUUCUGUCUAAAAACAAUGAAUUGUUUGAGCGCCUAAAUCAGAAUUCCUUCACCAUGCUAAAGGGAUCAUUUUCUUUCAGUAGUGUCUCGCCUCAGCUGAAUCUUUGUCAUAUUGUUCAAAGUGGUGGUAAUACCAUGACUCUGAAAUUGGAGGUACAGUCAAGCAGCUGUGUUAUCAUAAAAAUUGUAAGUGAGCACUUGGUAUAAACAAAGAGAGAAGCCUACCAUGUUCUGUCUUAAUUUGCAGAAGUUUCUCCCAGAAAUAUUGCCGUCUUUGAUGUGUCUUCGACUUGUAAGCCUGUGCUAUUGGACAUCCCGGGCUUCCGGACAUCAUUGUUACACACCUUUGGCACCCUCAUUUGAAACGUUUGGGUCGAGAUUCUAUUUUUCAGUACAGCUAAGGAUUUGACCUGCCUAGCACUUUGCUGUUUUCUUUUUCUAAACUAUUUUAUUAAUUUAUUAAUAUACUGAUUUGAUUAUGAAUAAAAUAGGUUGUUCUGAUCUUUCCCUGUUUUCAAUUUCUCAUUUCUUAAAUGAGAUGGUUCAAAUUAUGAUUAACUGUUGAAAUAAUUUUCAGGAAGGACAGAUUAUUGAAACUUACUCUCAAAAAGAGAGUCAAAACUGUUCUCUAAAAAAUUCAAGUAACUAUAAAUUGGAUUUUUUUUUUUUUACAUAAAUGUUGGCUUGAUUAUUUGCAGGUUUAUGUCACUAAAUUUAUUUAGACAUUUAGCAGUUGAAAAAGAGAUUCUGGACCAUUUUUGGUUUUGUUUAUAUUCUAAAAAUGCCUACACAAUAUUUUUGGAAUAUCUGAAUAUGUCUAAAAACCCAUGAUUCGUUGACAGGCAAUGGUGUAGCUACAAAAACUGGGUGGGAACACUUUUUCCUUGCUAAUACAAAAUAGUUCUUGCUGUCUAAAGCCAGAUUUUCCAAGCUGUGGGUUCUCACGACUGUUGCUGUGCCAUCCCACAGGUAGACAUGAUGAAGAUGUUCCGAGGAAAUUUUAACUUUGUUCAGUGAUCACCCCUAGGUAAUGUACCUGUAAUAUUAGUCGUGGUGUCAGACACAGUGACAAGCGCAUUAAAUAUUUUUCAUCAUUAAACAUCAUGUUUUUGCUGUAUGAUGCUUGAAUUUCUUUCCUUGUGGGAAAUUCAUUCCAGGUUUGCUCUCUGCUCAAAGUUGUCUUCACGUUUCAGGUCAUGGUAUUUUUCCUGGGUUUGCCUCUAAGCACUAGAUGAUCCCAUAAUUCAGUUUCUGGGAACAAUUAUUGCAGUCUUAACCAGGCCUUAAAGUAUCCUAUAGUCUUCUAUGACUUUACUGUAAGUAAUUUACAGUAAUCUAAGUGCUGACAACUGUUUACACUGCAAAUGCCACUCCAGAACAUUUGAGAGUGCCGGGGAAACUCUGGAAGCUGCCCAGAGAGAGGGCUCAGGGGCAAACAAAAUGGGCUGCAAGUUCUCUACAACUGCCAAGAGACCUUUGGGAAGGGAUGUCUCCAGGUGUUUGUUUUCCUUGGUUAAACUGAAUUAUUUUUUUCCCCAUUUGCAAGUCUGAAAAGUUAAGAAAUUUGCUCAUAAUUUAAAUACUUAAUGCAUUUGGUAAAUAAUUGCUUGGAAUUAAAAAAUAAAAAUAAAAAUGAAGAAUUCCACUGACAUGACAAAAUAGCAUGCUUGAUUUUAACUGUCAUCUUUUUAAAACUAACAAUGAAGACAGCAACCUGUCUGAAAUAUAUGAAAGCAUUUGGUGAUGCCAAAAGUUUAUUUUUUAGCAUAAUAAAAUUCCAGUAGUGGAGGAUAUUAAGGAUGAGUUCUAGUCAUCUUGUACAUCAAUAUAUUUGUUAUUGCAAAGAUUAGGAAUAUUGUUUCUAGAGAAAAUGAAUAUGCAAAAGCUGUUAAUGCAAUAUUAAUGCUGCACAAAUAGGCACUUGGCUGAAGAAAUAUAGAAUUUAAGAGUGAGUAUUAAUUUUAUCCUUUGCUGUGUUUUAUGUAUGUAAAAAACUGUAUGCUUCUGCUCACAUUCAAUUUUAGCCCAGUGUUAAAUGCUAACAUUUUAGAAAAGCUGUAUGUGCUGAUUGUUAGAGAAAAUAACCAGAGCACGUAUUUUUGGCGUGACUAAUGAUUGACUGCAUAGACAAUCUUAACAUUAAUUUAUGGUAGAACUUUUAUAUUUUAUUAAAUAGAUUCAAGUAUCAGCUGUAUUUUCUCUUUGGAUAUUUGUCUGAAGUACUCAUGGAAGAACUUAAAAGAGUUUUAAAAAAAUCAUUUUCAGGUGUUCCAUAAUGUAUGUAUUUCAUGCAUCUCAAUUUUGGUUCACAGAUGUCAUCACUUGAAUCUGUAUGACUUGUUAGUGCCUAAAUUAGCCCCACAGCUUUGGAAAGGACAUAUCUGUAAAUGCACAUCCAUAACUUAAUAUGUAGACAUGUGUUUGCUCAUAUUUCUAUGUACAUCCAGCUUCCAAUAGUAACAUGUUAAAUACUGUAUUGUCUGUCAGUAAUGGCGCAAGGUGUUUAUCUCUGGAGAUAACAAGCACUGGGUAAAAUCAGUGGGUGCCAAACUCAUGUGCUUUCAUGGGCAAAGUGGUCCCCUUGUGUUACCCUUAGAAACUGAAAAGAAUUUAUGAGUAAUGGCAAGUAAAUCAAUUUGUGCAGUUGAGGGAAGUGUCAUUUUAUGAUAUAUGUGUAAUGAUUAUUUUUGUUUUACCUUGCACUGGACAGUCUGUAGAAGAUUUAUUUUUAAAAGCUUAAAUAAUUCUUCACUCUUCAGUGUUGGUUUGUGUGAUGCUUUCUCAUUGCUGCGUUACUGUUGUAAAACUUCUCCAGGAAUGUCACUUUUAAUUAAAAAUAUUAAAAUGUU